UUUCCGCCCACUCCCCCCUCCCCCCGAGCGCCGCUCCGGCAGCACCGCGCUCGCUCUGAGCUCCGUGCUCCUAAGCUAGUGCCACCGUUGUCUCCCUCCAGUCGCCAUCAUGAUCAUCUACUGGGACCUCAUCAGCCAUGAUGAGAUGUUCUCCGACAUCUACAAGAUCCGGGAGGUCGCGGACGGGCUGUGUCUGGAGGUGGAGGGGAAGAUGGUCAGUAGGACAGAGGGUAACAUUGAUGACUCGCUCAUUGGUGGAAAUGCCUCCGCUGAAGGCCCCGAGGGUGAAGGUACCGAAGGCACAGUAGUCACUGGUGUGGAUAUUGUCAUGAACCAUCACUUGCAGGAAACCAGCUUCACAAAAGAAGCCUACAAGAAGUACAUCAAAGAUUACAUGAAGUCAAUCAAAGGGAAGCUUGAAGAACAGAGACCAGAAAGAGUAAAACCUUUUAUGACAGGGGCUGCAGAACAAAUCAAGCAUAUCCUUGCUAAUUUCAAAAACUAUCAGUUCUUUAUUGGUGAAAACAUGAAUCCAGAUGGCAUGGUUGCUCUGCUGGACUACCGCGAGGAUGGUGUGACCCCGUAUAUGAUUUUCUUUAAGGAUGGUUUAGAAAUGGAAAAAUGUUAACAUAUUUGGCUGUUUGGAUCUGUCACCUGCUCGUCAUAACUGGCUGGCUGCUGCUGUUCAUCCACACGACACCAGGACUUAGACAAAUGGGACUGAUGGCAUCUUGAGCUCUUCGUUUUGAUGUUGAUUUGUUUGGAGCGGAGGCAUUGAUUUGAGGAAAAAAAAAACAUGUCAUGUAGGUUGUCUAAAAAUAACAUGCAUUUAAACUCAAAAAAAAAAAAAAAAAAAGAAGUGGGAGCCAAAGUGGGAGCCAAAGUGACUACCCCUGGAGCUGCUGCAGGCACAAGAGGCACCAUGUCCUGCUUGGACUUCACAACAGUCUAGAGACCUGAAACUGAAAUUAACCAGACAAAGGCCAGGAUAAUGAAGCAGAUGACAUCUGUUGUAGACAGCUUUCCCAAGAUUCAGGACCAGAUGAAUCAUCUAAUGUCAUCCACUUAAUAAGUCAUAUGAAAAAGCAAAUAACUGCUAUGAAUGACCUAAUACCAAGUCUUGGAGAAAUACUAAAAGGAAAAAUGAUAGCUAGACAUCUGGAGAUGAUUGACCACUCCUAUAAGAUUCUAACUAAUGAAGAUUUAUGAACUUCUCUUAUUUUGAAUGCCACUGAGGACCUGCUUCCUAGAUGACUCCUUGUUGCUCAUAUAUGGCCAUAAACUUGCUAAAAGCGUACGUUUCACACAGCCACCUCUUUCCCUCCUCUGUGGGACAUGACUCUCUGGGAAUGAGCCUUCCCAGCACAGAGGAAGUUGAAGCCAAUGACAGAUAACCAAAUGGUUGAUCAUUGAUGCCUCCCAAAGAAAGAUCUUGAUCAAAAGGGGGAAACAUGAAAGAAAAAUAAAUAUGGAGUAGGUAUUGCUAAGAGAGGUCUCUAAAAUGGACCUGGGAGGACACUGAGGAAAUAGGACUUAUGCAUGUCUCAACCUGGAUGGAAUCUGAACUUCUGACCACUUAUUAAUCUUAACACAGGCAUCCAGAACAUUUGCCAGAAACUCAAGAUACUUAUUGACGUUACCCUAAACAAACUAGUGACGGCCUAUUCCUUAAGAACAAAUGUUUCCUUAUUUGUGUCAGUCAAUCACAAUUCUCACCAGACAACUCUAACAACCUUGUGGCUUUUGUCUUUAUAAGCCUCUGACUCAUGUCUUCUCCUGAGCGCUCUUUUGGUUUUUACCCAAAUCUGUGUCUCCUGAAUUGCAAUUCUUGUUUUUUUUAAAUUUUUAUUUAUUUAUUUAUUUAUUUUUGGCUGCUUUGGGUCUUCAUUGCUGCACGUGGGCUUUCUCUAGUUGCAGUGAGCGGGGGCUACUCUUCGUUGUGGUGCACGGGCUUCUCAUUGCAGCGGCUUCUCUUGUUGUGGAGCGCGGGCUCUAGGCGCGCAGGCUUCAGUAGUUGUGGCUCAUGGGCUCUAGAGCGCAGGCUCAGUUGUGGCGCACGGGCUUAGUUGCUCCAUGGCAUGUGGGAUCUUCCCAGACUGGGACUCAAACCCAUGUCUCCUGCAUUGGGAGGCUGAUUCUUAACCACUGUACCACCAGAGAAAUCCCUGAAUUGCAGUUCUUAACACCCCAAAUAAAGGUCUUUAUUCUUUGCA
Messenger RNA from Balaenoptera ricei (Rice's whale), 2213 nucleotides. Its product is annotated as translationally-controlled tumor protein. NCBI's taxonomy places the organism in Eukaryota, Metazoa, Chordata, Mammalia, Artiodactyla, Balaenopteridae. Gene Ontology annotation, cellular component: cytoplasm. Gene Ontology annotation, molecular function: calcium ion binding. The transcript is spliced from 2 exons. Bases 110 to 628 code for a protein of 172 amino acids. The record is from RefSeq and is a predicted model, not a curated record.